AUGGACUCGGGAUGGAGGGCACCGUCAGUGGCAGCCUGGCAGAGGUUGGAGCAUGGCCGCUGGGUGGAGUGGGGCAUCCCCGCAUCCUCGGCCGAGGGCUUCGCUGCCGACGAGAUGGCGAUCAGCGGCAUUUGGGUCGACCUGGUGGAGGGCGGGUGCUCACAGAGCUGGCGCGCUGCCAGCCAUCAUGAGGACGCUGAUGAUUUGGUCGGGGGUGGUGACCUCUAUCUACUGGGCAAGGACGAGGCAUCUGGGGGUCCCCCAAGCGCGGCGACUUCGACGAGGCGGGCCAGACGCUGCGCGUGGUCAUUGGCGCGCAGGGGCCGUGUGUGA
Prorocentrum cordatum is the source of this 333-nucleotide messenger RNA. Lineage: Eukaryota; Dinophyceae; Prorocentrales; Prorocentraceae. The record is from the annotation of a GenBank genome assembly.